This is a messenger RNA of Frankliniella occidentalis (western flower thrips), 378 nucleotides long. RefSeq lists its product as uncharacterized. Bases 1 to 378 code for a protein of 125 amino acids. The transcript has 4 exons. Lineage: Eukaryota; Metazoa; Arthropoda; Insecta; Thysanoptera; Thripidae. The record is from RefSeq and is a predicted model, not a curated record.
AUGAUCUCCCCAAUCAAGACCCCGCCGAUCAAGAAGGUUUGCGUGCGUGACGAUAAUGCCCCUGCUCAGAACGCUGUGCCGCGCCCCGGCUUUAUCGUGGAUAAGAAGGAUGACUCCCGGGCCGGGCCCUCGCUCUCGCUGUCACCGUCUUACAUGGAGGAGCGACGGCGCCGCUCCAUGAAGGUGGCGUCGCGACGUCAGCGCGUGUUGCCGCGGCUGCCGCCGCCACCUCACGAGCGUCCCCUGCUUGCAUGUCCGGAGUCUGGUCACCGUGAGGGUGCUGAGGGAGAGGAGGAGGAGGAGGAGGAGGAGGAGUACUGCCCAGUAGAGGCUCUGCAAAAAUUAAAAACAGAAUACAGAGUAGUUGUCGAAGCUUGA